AAGGUUUCUCUUGACUAUGAAGAUUAUUUCAAUUCCUUGAAAGAUGACAAUUUAAUUGAUUCAAACAUUAACAUCUCAAUGUUUUAUAAAUGGCGACAAGGAAGGCAAAGAGAUGAACGAAAUCCAUUUUUAGAGUGGCUUCAAUAUAUUUUAGGGAUUACAACGACAACUCCAACUCCUCCACUUGUACCACCAGAUGAUUGUGAAGAGUGUUCAUGUGGAAAAGCAAAUGGUAGAAGAAUUGUGGGUGGCACUGAAACAGGCAUCAAUCAAUAUCCUUGGAUGGCAAUGCUUUUAUAUUCAAAUCGAUUCUACUGUGGUGCAGCACUUAUAAACGACAGAUAUGUUCUGGAAAGAUUUAUUUCACAUCAGACGGCAAGCCACUGUGUUCAUGGAUUUAAUCCAACGAGAUUAUCGGUACGUCUUCUUGAACAUGACAGAUCGAUUUCAACUGAAUCAAAAACGAUUACGAGAAAGGUGAAGAGAAUUGUAAAACAUCCACGUUACUCACAAUCAAACUACGAUAAUGACAUUGCACUCGUUCAACUUGAUGAACCUGUUGAGUUUGAAGGAAUUUUAAAUCCAGUUUGCUUAGCAAAAUCUGGCAAGACUUACAGUGACAGUGAUGGAAUCGUCACAGGUUGGGGAACAUUGAAGGAAGGGGGUGAUGUAUCAAACACAUUGCAAGAAGUUGUAGUUCCUAUUAUGACAAACAGUGAAUGUAAGGCAACUGGAUAUGCAUCAAGUAGAAUUACUGAAAACAUGCUUUGUGCUGGCUUUGAAGAGGGAAAGAAGGACAGUUGCCAAGGCGACAGUGGUGGACCCCUUCAUGUUUUUGACAGCGAGAAACAAAUUCAUGAAAUUGUUGGUGUUGUGUCGUGGGGCGAUGGAUGUGCGAAAAAAGACUACCCAGGCGUUUAUGCACGAGUAAAUCGAUACUUAAAAUGGAUCAAAACGAACACAAUUGAUGCGUGCAGUUGCUCGUAAUUAUUUUCACCACUUUUAAUAAAAGUCUUCUGAC
Molecule: messenger RNA, 1021 nt
Organism: Clunio marinus
Lineage: Eukaryota; Metazoa; Arthropoda; Insecta; Diptera; Chironomidae
Source: the annotation of a GenBank genome assembly